This is a messenger RNA of Thalassophryne amazonica, 5187 nucleotides long. RefSeq names its product immunoglobulin like and fibronectin type III domain containing 1, tandem duplicate 1 (gene igfn1.1). Lineage: Eukaryota; Metazoa; Chordata; Actinopteri; Batrachoidiformes; Batrachoididae. The coding region runs from base 117 to 5021 and encodes 1634 amino acids. The record is from RefSeq and is a predicted model, not a curated record. The transcript is spliced from 26 exons. Gene Ontology annotation, molecular function: protein binding.
AAAAAUUAGGAGACGGCACAGUCUGUCCAGACGGCUGCCUGAAAGGAAGACGGCUGAGAGCACAGAGGACUGUGAACAGAGCCUUCUAAAACAUCAAGGUUCCAGAAGAUUCCAAAAUGACAAAAAAGCCAAAGGAAAAAGCGCAAGCUGUUGAAGGGCAGGCGGUCAACAGUUCUGAGGGAGUUCACCAGGAAGAUAAAGUCAUCAGGAGGAAGUCAAAAGUGCCUGGUGUCAUGAUAACACAGUUUAUGGAGGAACUUCCAGAUGGAAUGUCCACGCCAGAUUUCACACGGAAACCCAUCGCUCUGACUAUUCAAGAGGGUAAAUUUGCAGUUUUUAAAGCCAGAGUAGUGGGCACUCCAACACCAACCAUAACAUGGAGCAGAGCAAAUGGAGAAAUCCUUUUUCACCCAGCCGUCUGCGAGCAGAGAUAUGAUGAGGCAUCUCAGGAACAUACCCUUGAGUUUCCUAAGGUAUCUCCACAGGAUGCAGACACCUACAAGUGCUUUGCAACAAAUGAGUAUGGUCAGGCAGUGUGUCCAGUGAUACUCAAUGUUAUUGCAGUUGGGUUCCAUCACAGUAAGGAACUUCAAAAAGCACAAGAAGAAGAUGUAGCAGAGAUGAGACAACGACUAAAACUACGCAAACCUGACGGAACACGUGAGGAAAAGGUGAUGGAGCCAGACGAGAAAGUCUGGGAAAUUCUCCUCAGUGCUGACAAGAAAGACUAUGAACGCAUCUGCCUUGAAUAUGGCAUCACAGAUUUCCGUGGCAUGCUGAGGAAACUCAAUCUAAUGAAAAAAGAGAGAGAGCAAGAGAUUGCAGAGUUUGUUUCACAUAUUAGUACACUAAAACAUAUUGAAGUCAGUGAUGAAGACUGUGCAACAAUUGAGUUGGAUAUGGAUCUCAAGGAUCCCACCAGCAAAAUAUUCCUGUACAAGAAUGGUGUCAUGGUUCCAUUCAGCAUAGAAGAGGGUGAGGGGAUAAAACACAGUUUAAAGCAAGUUGGAAAGAAAUAUGUAAUCUCAAUAAAGAAACUUGGUCCAGAAGAUGCUGGACUUUACUCAGUGGAUGUUGGGGGUGUCAAUGUGUUCUCCACUGAAUUUAAAGUACCUGAAGUUGACUUUGCCAUGAAAAUACAAGAAGUGAAAGCAGAAGUGCGUGAAGAUGCCAUCUUUCAAUGUGUCCUGACUUCACCUAUGGAUGAGAUCAAAUGGUUUGGCAAAAGUGCCAGACUGGCAAAUAAUGAGAAAUAUGAAAUCACUGUGUCUGAAGAUAAGCUUAUCCACAAGUUAAUUGUGCGAGACUGUUUGGCUUUGGAUGCUGGUAUCUACGCGGCUGUGGCAGGAAUCAAAUCAUGCAGUGCCUGGCUUAUAGUUGAAGCUGACAAAGACCCUUCCAGCAGGGGCAAGAAAGCAGCUCGCAAAACUACAAUAGCGGGAGUUGUUGAUGAUGAAACGCUGCGUAGAAUAGCAAAAGAGCAGCAGGAACGAUAUCAAAAGGAAAUGGCAGCAAAAAUAGAAUUUGCCAAAAAGGCUCAAGCAGAGCAAGAAGCUGCAGAAGCAGCCACUCUUGCUGAGAGACAAGCAAAUGCAAAGGCAGCCGCUCAAGCCAAAGCUGCAGAAAAAGCAAAAGCUAAAGCUGCUGUAAGGUCAAAGAUGACGGCAGCUGGCACUGCAAUGAAAAGUAGUGAAGAUGAUGACUCUGCUCUUGGUGCUCGUGAUGAAGCUGAUAGUGGUAAAGGUGUAAGUGGUGGUAAAGGCGAUGCAGUUGGCGCAGGCGCAGCUGGCACAAGUGGAGCAGGUGGCACUUGUGCAGCAGGUGUAGGUGCAGGUGCUAUACGUGGAUUUGGUGCACCUGGAGGUAGUGUACCUGGUGCAGCCAGUGCAUAUGCACCUGGUGCACCUGGAACUGGUGGUGCUGGUGCCAGUGCAGGUGCAGCCACAGCUGGUGCAACUGAUGCAGGCGCAGCUGGUGCAGCUGGUCCAGGUGUAGCUGGUGCAGGCAUAGGUGGUGCAGCUAGUGGAGGUGGUGCAGCUGGUGCAGGUGGUGCAGCUGGUGCAGACGCAGGUGGUGCAGCUGGUGCAGGUGGUGCAGGCACAGCUGGUGCAGGCAGAGGUGGUGCAGAUGCAGGUGGUGCAGCUGGUGCAGGCACAGCUGGUGCAGGCGCAGCUGGUGCAGCCGGUGCAGGUGCAGAUGGUGCAGGUGGUGGAGGUGGUGCUGGCGCAGGUGGUGCAGCUGGUGCAGAUGCAGCUGGCAAAGCUGGUGCAAGCAAAACUGGAUCAGGAACAGGAACAGCGGGUGAAUCAUGGGAGGGUUCAGGUGACGAUUAUGGAGGCAAAAAAGGAGCUAGAAGUGGAACUGGAGGCAGGGUUAAAGGUGCAGGUGCAAAUGAGGAUGAUGCCAUUGGAGAGUAUCUUAAGGAGAACUUUGAGGGAAAAGGCAAAGGAGAACAAAAAGAUGGAGAAAAAACUGCAGAAGGACAAGGAGUGCAGCGAAAGAAAUGUUUGAGAGAUUCUUUGCUUGGUCCAGACACUGAUAAAGAUGCUGAAACUCCAAAUGAAAAAGGUGAUAAAUCUGCAAAAAAGGGAAAGCGCCCCAAAAAGAAAAAUAUUGAAGUUGAAGAAACUGUUAUGGACCCAGACAUUCACUUUCAUGCUGGACUUUCUGACUGCAAAGCCAUUGCUGGAGAAGCAGCAGAGCUGGAGUGCAAACUAAGCAGUGAAAAAAGUGCAGGAAUCUGGUACAAGGAUGGACAAGAGAUUAAAUCUUCUGAGGGCAUAACCAUUUCCAAAGAAGGAUGUUUCCACAGGCUCAAGAUUCAGAAGGUCACAGAGGAAAAUGCUGGAAAAUAUCGAUUUGAAGCAGAAGGGAGAAAGACAGAAGCCGUGAUUGUUGUUGAAGAUCCACCCAGGUUUGAGGCAAAUGAUCUGGAAGCAUUUAAAACUCCUGUAACUGUGAAAAAAGGCCACAAAGCUACUUUCAGGUUAGAUUAUUUUGGACGGGAUCCCAUCAAAGUUCAGUGGUACCUUGAGGGUGAAGAGCUUUCAAAUGAAUCAAACAUCAAGUUGGAGCACACAGAAGGAUGCACACGCCUGCUUCUGACCAAACUGCAACGCAAGGAUGGUGGCGAAGUCAAGAUAAAACUCAAAAAUGAGUUUGGUACCAUUGAAGCCUUCAGCCAGCUCAUUGUACUAGACAAACCAACUCCUCCAAUGGGGCCUGUGGAGAUCAUCGAUGCAACUUCCUCUGCAAUUGAAUUCAAGUGGAGACCUCCAAAAGACAAUGGUGGAUGCAAGAUUGACAAUUACAUCCUCGAAAGACAACAGGUUGGCCGAAACACUUGGAAAAAAGUGGGUCCAAUUGGUACAGAGCCCCAGUACAAGGAUCAGGAUGUGGACCAUGGCAAGAGGUAUUGUUAUCGAAUCAGAGUGGAGACUGAAAUGGGAACCAGUGAUCUAAUGGAAACAGAGGACAUCCAAGCAGGCACUAAAGCAUUCCCAGGACCUCCAUCAGCACCAAAGGUUGUGACUGCCUUCAAGGACUGUAUCAACCUCACAUGGUCUCCACCAGCAGACACUGGAGGAAGUGGUAUCCUGGGCUACAACCUCGAGAAACGCAAGAAGGGCAGCAAUCUGUGGGGCCAAGUCAAUCCACUUGAAAAAUUUAUCAAAGGACAGGGAUUUGCUGUUAAAGACUUAAUUGAGGGUAUGGAGUAUGAAUUCCGUGUGUCUGCAAUCAAUAAUUCUGGACCGGGUGAAUUCAGUGCACCAUCUGAGUUUGUGUUUGCUCGAGACCCUAAAAAACCUCCUGGCAAAGUCCUCGACUUAAAAGUGACAGAUUCCACCUACACAACCCUGUCCCUAUCUUGGGCCGAACCCAAGUACAUUGAGGGGGUUCAGGAUGAAGCCAAAGGAUAUUAUGUGCAGAUCAGACCUGCAGAAAACACAGAAUGGGAUCACUGCAAUUUGAAUGCCAUAACCAUGACUUUCUACACAGUCAAAGGAAUGAAGUCAAUGUCCAUGUACUGGGUGAGAGUCAUUGCUGUUAAUGACGGAGGAGAAGGAGAACCACAGGAGCUGGAUAAUUAUAUUCUUUCUAUGCCUCCUCCUGUGAGACCAAGAUUUACAGAUGCUAAAAUCAAGAGUUUCAUGAUUGUGAGAGCUGGGAAUUCUGCUCGUUUCUACAUUAAUUUUGAGGCAUCCCCUUGGCCUGAGGUCAUCUGGCUCAAAGAUGGUGUGCCAGUAUCUAAAAAAGUGACAAUUAGCAACGCAGAGGGAACAUCACAACUUCUGAUUCCAUCAGCAGAACGCCCAGAUACUGGAAUCUACACUAUCAUUGUCAAGAACAUUGUUGGCCAAGAAACAUUCAGUGUUGAAAUUAGGGUAACAGAUGAGCCCAAGCCACCAGGUCCUGUGGAGCUUGAUGAGAAUGUCCCUGGUACAGUUACCAUUUCAUGGACGCCGUCCCCAGAUGAGAAGCGUGAUGACCGGCUGCACUACAUGGUGAUGAAGAGUGACUCAGUGAAAAGAGCGUGGCACACGAUUGCCGACCACAUCUUCAACAACAAAUUCACAGCUUGCAACAUCAUGCCGGGCCGAGAGUACAAGUUCCGUGUCUAUGCAAAGAAUGACAUGGGCUCCUCCAAACCCUCGGAAUCUCAAAAGUGGCUGAUUUCCCGGAAAAAAGAAAAGUUCAUUUUGAGAAUGCCGGAGACAAAGCAGUGCGACCUACAGUGUCCUCCAAAGUUCCUCGUUCCGCUGAAAAUGCACGCUGCACCACAAGGUUAUGAAUGCUACAUGACCUGCGCUGUCAAAGGCGAUCCAACACCUCAUGUGACGUGGCUCCGCAACAACAUCAGCCUGAAUACCAACACCAAUUACUUCAUCUCCAAUACCCAUGGAGUUUGUUCAAUGCUCAUACUGACGGUUGGCCCCAAAGACACCGGCGAGUACAAGGUUGUUGCAGAAAAUCCUCUGGGCAGGGCAGAAUGUGCCACGAAACUGACAGUCAGAGAAUAACUCAACAUGAUGAAGAUGAUUGAAAUGUCCUAAAAUCAACAACAGACAAUGAAUUAUUAGUGACAAAAAUACAGAGCCAGCCCUGCCAAAUGUAAAGCUUUUUAAUAUCACAUGUUAAUAUUUUCAUCAGCUGCUACUCAACAAAGAUUAAUUUUAUUCAAAUUCA